AUGGGGUCCCAGGUGCGAGCAGCACCCCGGUGCCGUGACCCAGGCCCCAUCUUCGGUGAGAUUGCUCCCGAGAUUAUUGAGGAUACGCUGAUCUGUUUGGCCACGGAAAAUGAACAGUACCUGAGCAAACUGCCAGAUCAGGCUGGAUGCUUCAAAGAGACACAGAUAGUGGAAUUUAUAUUCCUUCUGUCUGAAAAAUGGCACUUGGACCAGUCGGCAAGGUACCAAGCGGUAGAGUUACUUGAAAGGUUUAUGAUCAAGCAAGUAGAACAAAUCUGUAAGUCCUCCAGAGGGAACAUUAGAUAUCGUGAACAAGGACAAGGCAGCAGCUGGAGCUCUCUGAAAGAUCAGAUAUAUGACACGUUUCUCCUGCGACUUGUAUCGUGCAUUCAGCUUGCAAGCAAACUUUCCUUACAUUAUAAUAUAGUUAACAGUGACACAGCUUUAAAAUUUCUGCAAUCCUUAAAAUACUCAUAUACUAAACAGGAAUUGCUUGAGUCGGAGCUUGCCGUUUUAGAAACUCUGCACUUCCAGAUCAACGUGUCAACUCCUUUGGCUUACGUGGAAUUGCUUCUAGAGGUUUUAGGACAUAACGGCUGCCUGCUUCCUGCAAAACCAUUACAUCAGAUGUGUAUGCAACUACUAGACUUCUCCUAUCUUAAAAGAGAUGCCAUCUAUGACACUUUGUUGAAGAUUGCCAUCGAAAAUUCGACACCAAGCAAACUGCAGGUAGCAAAGUUUUUGACAGUAAAGGAAGAUUUCAUGCUCUUGGCUGUUGGAAUCAUCAGCACAAGCGUGUUCAUACUAAACCCUGGGCAUUGGAAGCAGGUUGUGGAGCAUUUAAACUGUAUCACUGGCGUUACUUCACAAAGUAUCUUAGAAUUUUCUUACGCAGUACUGAAACACAUCGUUGGCAGUACCACUCCAAAGCAGCACUAUAGGAACUGUGGAACAAAAGCUCCAGAGAACAGAAUUAUGCCUCUUAAAUAG
This is a messenger RNA of Fulmarus glacialis (Northern fulmar), 990 nucleotides long. RefSeq names its product cyclin N-terminal domain containing 1 (gene CNTD1). The transcript is spliced from 7 exons. Gene Ontology annotation, cellular component: site of double-strand break. Gene Ontology annotation, biological process: reciprocal meiotic recombination. Lineage: Eukaryota; Metazoa; Chordata; Aves; Procellariiformes; Procellariidae. The record is from RefSeq and is a predicted model, not a curated record. The coding region runs from base 1 to 990 and encodes 329 amino acids.